CCCCCUCAUCAUCACACGUUUGCAUGUCCCGACUGCCCUCGUAAAUGCAAGACUUUGCGAGGCCUCAAGAACCACCAAAACACGGUGCAUCGGAGCGUCUCCGAAGAGCUUCCACCAGAGUAUGAUGACAUUGACCCCCCACGAGCAACUUUUGAGCAUCAUCCGUACUUGACAGGUAUGUGCUUACUCCCCUCCUGUCCUAAUGCCCCACCUCCGCCGACUGGUCCCGCUCCUCCUCCUGAGACGCCCGAAGCUUGGCAGCCAUUCCGUUCACGCACAGAGUUCGAUUUUGCCUACCAUCAUUAUGUUGAGGCUGAAAGUUCGGCACGGAAAAUUGAGACCCAGCUCGAUUUUUGGUCUGCAGUUUGUGCACCUCUUGGUACCACACCUCGUUGGCAAAAUACCAAGGACAUGUACGAGACCAUAGACCAGAUUGGGGUCGGUGGUGUCCCCUGGCAUAUCUACAAGGUUCGAUAUCAAGGCUCAAUUCCCUCCAACUCCCCUCCGAAGUGGAUGUCCCAGACUUACGAGCUGUGUGUUCGAGACACCCGUGCGGUGAUACAUGAACAGCUUGCGUCACCGGAGUUCAAGGAGCACAUCAAUUAUUCUCCUUACCGACACUUCAAUCAUGAUGGCAAGCGCGUUUUUUCCAAUCUGAUGUCAGGCGAGUGGGCAUGGAAGCAAGGCGAUCUCAUUGCAGAGGAUCCGAACACGCACGGCUCCAUGUUCGUGCCGGUUGUGGCCGGCAGUGACAAGACAACCGUCUCUGUUGCGAGUGGCCAUCAGGAAUUCCACCCGGUAUAUAUGUCCCCAGGUAACCUUUCUAACACAGCUCGCCGAGCCCACGGUAAUGCAGUCCUGCCCUGCCCCGACGGCCAUUUCCGACGUGCCAUCUACGGCCUUGGUCCGUAUAUCGCGGAUUAUCCGGAGCAAGUCUGGCUUUCGGCAAUCGUGUCAAAUUGGUGCCCAAAGUGCGAUGCACACCCCUCAAAUCUUGACGCACCCGACGCUUCCCGACGAACCCGGGAAAAAACGGAUACUUAUUGCUCUCGGCUUGAAUCAAGCGUUCUCUGGCACGAUUUUGGUAUAAGAGAUGACUUUCGUCCGUUCAUGCACUCCUUCCCUCGAGCCGACAUCCAUCAACUCCUCGCACCCGACCUUCUCCAUCAAGUCAUCAAAGGAGUUUUCAAAGAUCACGUUGUUUCAUGGGUAAACCAAUACUUAAUCCUAGAGUAUGGCCAAGCCGAAGGUGAAGCAAUUAUCGAUGACAUCGACCGACGAAUCAACGUUGUUCCCCCCUUUCCUGGACUUCGUCGCUUUCCGGACGGACGCGACUUUCAACAGUGGACCGGCGACGACAGUAAAGCUCUAAUGAAGGUUUAUCUUCCCGCAAUCGCCGGUUAUGUUCCCUCCGACAUGGUCCGAUGCCUUCGGGCAUUCCUCGACUUUUGUUAUACUGCACGCCAAAACAGUAUCUCAGCCGACGAUUUAGUCAAGCUCGAAGACAACCUAGCGCAGUUCCACCAAUAUCGACAGAUCUUCAUUGACACCGGUGUCCGCAUGGACACUAUCUCACUGCCACGCCAACAUUCUCUUCGACACUACAUUCGAUCAAUCAAACUCUAUGGUUCCCCCAACGGGCUGUGCUCUUCGAUCACAGAGUCGAAACACAUCGUGGCUGUGAAGAAACCAUGGCGCCGAUCAAGCCGGUUCCAUGCGUUAAGCCAGAUGUUGCGAAUCAAUCUACGAAUCGACAAAUUACGGGCGGCUCGUGAAGCGUUCAACCAACGUGGAAUGAUGGCAGGGACAACAUCGGAUUACGAACGCUUCAUCCUCAGUGGUGGAGUCCCCACCCCCCCUGCUGCUCCGGCCCCGCCUGAAGACGCCGACGAUGAUGGAGGCGCUGUCGCCGGGCCCAAAGUCAUGUCCUCAAUUGAAUUAGCUUGUCGCCGAGGUACGUCCCCACCUGUCCAUUCCUACUCGUGUUCAUACCCCACAUUAGCAUUUGGUUAUACUCGAUACCUCCCCGAACUUGCCGCCGAGAUCUGUCAACCCCGGCUCCCAGAGCUUAUCCGUCGGUUCCUAUAUGAUCAGUUGAAUCCCGGCCAAGCCGACAACGAGGUACCUCCCCUCCAUCAGUGCCCGACCUUUUCCGGACGCGUGGACGUAUUUCACUCUGCUGUUGCCCGAUUCUGGUCGCCGAGCGACUUUUCCGGAGCUGGCGGAAUGCGGCGAGAACGUAUCCGAUGUAACCCCUGUUGGCGUGGAGAGUAUGCUCGGCAUGAUACUGUCUUUGUCGACACUAACACAGAUGAACCAGGCAUGCGAGGAAUGAUGCCAGACGAGGACACUGGGCUGUGGGUUGUUCGGCCCGAGUAUUUGCACGGCAGGCGUCAUCUCGCCGUUAUUUCUUUAGAUGCUAUUUCGCGUGCAUCGCAUUUGAUAGGC
Molecule: messenger RNA, 2448 nt
Organism: Coniophora puteana RWD-64-598 SS2
Lineage: Eukaryota; Fungi; Basidiomycota; Agaricomycetes; Boletales; Coniophoraceae
Exons: 9
Source: RefSeq, a predicted model, not a curated record